Messenger RNA from Drosophila mojavensis, 593 nucleotides. Its product is annotated as mitochondrial protein import protein ZIM17. Gene Ontology annotation, biological process: protein folding; protein stabilization; protein import into mitochondrial matrix. The transcript is spliced from 2 exons. Gene Ontology annotation, cellular component: mitochondrion. Bases 2 to 577 code for a protein of 191 amino acids. Gene Ontology annotation, molecular function: protein-folding chaperone binding; zinc ion binding. NCBI's taxonomy places the organism in Eukaryota, Metazoa, Arthropoda, Insecta, Diptera, Drosophilidae. The record is from RefSeq and is a predicted model, not a curated record.
AAUGUCAAAUGUAAUCGGUAUAUCUAACUCUUAUUUCGUUAUUAUUGUUUAUAUCACAACAGCCACAAUGAGCGCCUUAAAAUUAAUGUACAAAUUAUAUGCCAACGCUGGUAGAAGUAGUUUAGCAGGCGCCACACGUUUGCUACGUCCUGCACACAGUCCUGUUCAACGUCAUUACCAUUUGCUGGCCAUAACAGCUUUACCAAAUAAUAAAUACACGUGCCUGCAGCGCGCUUCCUUCAGCGAUAAACUUGAGGUGAAAAAUCAAGAUGAGCACAAUAAGCGCGUUGCCACCAAUAGUAUACCAUUGGCUGAGCUGCAGACCAAGAUGCAGCUAAUCUAUACGUGCAAAGUGUGCCAGACCCGAAAUAUGGAGACCAUAUCAAAGGUGGCCUAUAAUAAAGGUGUCGUUAUUGUCACCUGCAAGGGCUGUGCGAAUCAUCAUCUAAUCGCCGACAAUCUUAACUGGUUCACCGAUCUCAAUGGCAAACGGAACAUUGAGGAAAUACUGGCCGAGAAGGGAGAAUACGUUACAAAAAUUGUCAGUGAUAGACAUGAAUAUUUGCCAAAUAAUUAAAGAAGAUGACAAUAGA